Messenger RNA from Notothenia coriiceps (black rockcod), 4589 nucleotides. RefSeq names its product solute carrier family 12 member 5-like. The coding region runs from base 1 to 4395 and encodes 1464 amino acids. Gene Ontology annotation, cellular component: plasma membrane. Gene Ontology annotation, molecular function: potassium:chloride symporter activity; ammonium channel activity. Gene Ontology annotation, biological process: chloride transmembrane transport; potassium ion import across plasma membrane; cell volume homeostasis. The transcript is spliced from 24 exons. NCBI's taxonomy places the organism in Eukaryota, Metazoa, Chordata, Actinopteri, Perciformes, Nototheniidae. The record is from RefSeq and is a predicted model, not a curated record.
AUGGCUCUGUUCGAGGAGGAAAUGGAUACCAGUCCAAUGGUCUCCUCUCUGCUCAGCAGUCUUGCCAACUACUCAAACCUGCCAACGGGCAGCAAAGAGCACGAAGAGGCCGAGAAUAACGAGGAGGGGGCUCGUCCGUCUAAAAAACCUGUCAAGGCUCCACAGCUGGGUACUCUGAUAGGUGUGUACUUGCCGUGUAUCCAGAACAUUUUCGGGGUGAUCCUCUUCCUGCGGAUGACCUGGAUGGUCGGGGUUGGAGGCGUCUUUGGCUCCUUUAUAAUUGUCUUCAUGUGUUGCUCCACAACAAUGCUCACAGCCAUCUCCAUGAGUGCCAUCGCAACAAAUGGAGUCGUACCAGCUGGAGGUUCGUAUUACAUGAUCUCUCGCUCUUUGGGGCCAGAGUUUGGUGGAGCUGUCGGGAUCUGCUUCUACUUAGGCACCACUUUUGCUGGUGCCAUGUACAUUCUUGGCUGUAUUGAAAUUCUGCUGAUUUACAUCGUUCCUCAGGCAGCCAUCUUUAAGAUUGAGGGCCUGGAGGGGCCUGAGGCCGAGGAGGCUCUCCUCAACAACAUGCGGGUGUACGGCACCAUCGUGCUGAGCUUAAUGUCACUGUUAGUGUUUGUGGGGGUCAAAUAUGUGAACAAGCUGGCCCUCGUCUUCCUGGCUUGUGUCAUCCUCUCCAUCGUGGCUGUUUAUGCCGGAGUCAUCAAGACAGCUAUUGACCCCCCCGUCUUCCCCGUCUGCCUCCUGGGAAAUCGAACUCUCAUGUCUAAAGGAUAUGACAUCUGUGCCAAAGUCAUGGAUAUAGACAAUGAAACUGUCACCACCAAACUGUGGAGAACCUUCUGUGAUUCUGACAGCCUCAAUGCCACUUGUGACGAAUACUUUAACAACAACAACGUGACAGAGAUACAGGGCAUCCCAGGGGUCACCAGUGGCAUCCUGGCAGAAAACCUGUUUGGUAACUACCUGGAAAAAGGGAUGUUCCUGGAGAAGCGAGGGAUUGCAUCCGAAGCCGAUCCAGACAGUCCUCCACCUGGCUCCAACCGUUACGUCCUGGCUGACAUUACCAGCUUCUUCACCCUGCUGGUCGGGAUAUACUUCCCAUCUGUCACAGGUAUCAUGGCGGGCUCCAACCGCUCCGGAGACCUGCGUGAUGCUCAAAAGUCCAUCCCCAUUGGCACGAUUGCAGCGAUCACCACCACCUCUAUUGUGUACAUGUCCACUGUGAUCCUGUUUGGUGCCUGUAUAGAAGGAGUAGUCCUAAGGGACAAGUUCGGUGAAGGGGUCAAUGGUAACCUGGUGAUUGGGACUCUGGCAUGGCCGUCUCCCUGGGUCAUUGUGUUUGGCUCCUUCUUUUCCACUUGCGGAGCGGGACUCCAGAGUCUGACUGGAGCUCCACGUCUCCUGCAGGCUAUCUCUCGGGACGGCAUCAUUCCAUUUCUUAGAGUGUUUGGGCACGGCAAGGCCAACGGGGAGCCCACCUGGGCCCUUCUGCUAACAACUAGCAUCUGUGAGAUCGGCAUCCUCAUCGCCUCCCUGGAUGCAGUCGCGCCUAUCCUCUCUAUGUUCUUCUUGAUGUGCUACAUGUUUGUCAACCUUGCCUGCGCCCUGCAGACUUUGCUAAGGACCCCAAACUGGAGGCCACGCUUUAAAUUCUACCACUGGGCUCUGUCUUUCUUGGGUAUGAGCUUGUGCCUGUCGCUCAUGUUCAUCUGUUCCUGGUAUUACGCCAUGGUCGCCAUGGGCAUCGCCACCUGCAUCUACAAAUACAUUGAGUUCUGCGGAGCGGAGAAGGAGUGGGGUGAUGGGAUACGUGGCAUCUCUCUCAGUGCUGCACGCUUCGCCCUCAUGAGGCUGGAGGAAGGACCGCCACACACCAAGAACUGGAGGCCUCAGAUGCUGGUUCUAGUGAGCGUGGAUGCUGAGCAGAACGUAGAGCAGCCUCGUCUGCUCUCUCUGACCAAUCAGCUAAAGGCAGGGAAGGGUCUGACUAUUGUUGGCACCUCAGUUAAAGGAACCUUCCUCGACAACUUCACUGAGGCCCAGAGGGCAGAUCAGUCGCUGCGUAAGUUGAUGGAGAUGGAGAAGGUGAAGGGUUUCUCUCAGGUGGUCAUCUCCUCCAAUCUGAGAGAUGGGACGUCCCACCUGAUUCAAGUUGGUGGACUGGGAGGUCUGAAGCACAACUCUGUGAUGGUCAGCUGGCCCCGAAACUGGAAACAGCCAGAAUGCCACGAGCAGUUCAGGAACUUUAUUGAGGUGGUUAGAGAGACAACUGUAGCCAGUCUGGCCUUGUUGGUUCCUAAGAAUAUCGCCAGCUACCCGUCCAAUGGAGAGCGCUUCACUGAAGGACACAUAGAUGUGUGGUGGAUUGUCCAUGACGGAGGCAUGUUGAUGCUCCUGCCCUUCCUGCUGAGACAGCAUAAGGUGUGGAGGAAGUGCAAGAUGCGCAUUUUCACUGUGGCUCAAAUGGAUGACAAUAGUAUUCAGAUGAAGAAAGACCUCAUCACCUUCCUCUAUCACCUGCGCAUUGAUGCUGUGGUGGAAGUGGUGGAGAUGCAUGACGGUGACAUCUCGGCCUACACCUAUGAGAAGACAUUGGUAAUGGAACAACGAUCACAGAUCCUCAAACAGAUGCAUUUGACCAAGAAUGAGAAGGAGAGAGAGAUCCAGAGCAUUACGGAUAUAUCCCGUGGGUCCAUUCGACGUAAAAACCCAUCGGCCUUGCGCUCGCAGCACAGCGCUGAUGAAGGAGCCAGCGUUGCAGAACAAACAGAAGACCAGGUGCAGCUGAUCCACAGUAAGAACCCCUCCACACCAGCCAGCCCCACAAGCCCCACAAGCCCCACAAGCCCCACGUCUCCCGCUGUGCCUGCAGGGGGCGCCACAACCUGGACGGACUACAAGGGGGCAGAGAAGGGGAAGAGCCCUUCAGAAGGGAACCCAGAGGCGGGCAGAGACCCCUUCAACAUGAAGCCGAGCCAGAUUGACGUGAGGCGCAUGCACACGGCGAUGAGGCUCAAUGAGGUCAUCAUGAAGAAGUCAAAGGAGGCAAAACUCGUCCUGCUCAACAUGCCGGGUCCACCCAAGAACCGUAAUAACAGGACUAACCCCAUGGAGAAUGCUGUAUACAAGGACUAUCCUAUUUUUACAGACAUACAGGUUAUAAUAUUUCUCGGCUUUGGGUGCCUAUUUGCAUUUUUUCGACUCUAUGGCUUCGGUGGGAUGGUUUUUAACCUUCUAACUGCUGCUUUUUCAAUCCAGUGGGCUAUUCUGGUGCAGGGUUACUUCCAGUUCAGCCAUGAUGGUAAGAUCCACCUUGGAGUGAUUAACCUCAUAUAUGCAGAGUUUGCCUGUGCAGUGGUGCUGAUAUCUUUCGGGGCAGUGCUGGGGAAGACGAGCCCGCUGCAGCUGCUGAUCAUGGCUCUGCUUGAAGUGCCAGUGUUCGCGGUCACAGAAUGGGCUGUGCUCAAGUAUCUGAAGAUAAAUGACUCAGGAGGAUCCAUUCUUAUUCACCUGUUUGCAUGUUAUUUCGGCCUGGGUGUCACUUUUGUGCUGUACAGACCUCACCUGAAUGAAGGCCAUGCAAAGGCGAACACCAGCUACCAGUCUGAUAUCCUGUCUUUGAUCGGGACUUUGUUCCUCUGGGUUUUUUGGCCUUCAUUCAACUCAUCACUGACACUGAAAGGAGACGACCAGCAUAGAGCCAUCCUGCACACCUUCAUCGGCCUCAGUGCCUCCACGCUCACAGCCUUCGCUCUCUCUGCCAUGCUGAACAAAAAUGGCAAGAUCACCAUAUCCGACAUUCAGAAUGUGACCCUGGCUGGAGGGGUGACAGUGGGGGCGUCUGUGGAUAUGAUGAUAACUCCUGCAGCUGCAUAUGCUCUGGGUAUGAUGGGCUGCACUGCAUGCAUGCUGGGCUACAAAUACUUGAGCCCCUUCCUGGCCCAGCGUUUCAGGAUCCAGGAUCAGUGUGGAAUACAUAAUCUUCACGGUUUGACAGGACUUAUAUCCUGUGCUGCAGGGAUAUGUGCUAUUCUGAUGGCUGAUGAGGAGAUGUAUGGACCCAGUUUGUAUGAGAUAUUUUCCCACAGAGCACCAGUAGAGGGAGACCCUAAACUGCACGAGCUCCAGAUUUUGAUCCCUGGUUUACAGCCAGGGUUGGGGAGGACUGCCCGGGAACAGGCUCUCUUCCAGGUCGCAGCUGUGUUCUCCACUAUAGGAGUGUCAACGCUGGGAGGCAUCCUCACAGGCUUUGUCUUGAAGCUGCCGUACCUCGCACCACCAUCCGAUGUCUUCUGUUUUGAUGAUCAGCUGUUUUUUGAAGUUCCUCCAGACUAUGAUUCACCACUAAAACUCAACAACAUAAUGACAACAGAUGAUUCUGCUGCCUGACAUGGAUCUGACAUGUAUAGUAUGGGCAGGGUCGGCUUCAUGGGGGGUCAUUCGCGGGCCAUGCCCCCCCAAACGAGUCACUGUGCACCCCAAACGCAGGGCAGGCAAGCCCUGCCACUUUGCCGUUUUUUUGUUUUGUUAUCAUACAAUGAAGUGAAAACGUUUCCACAAAAUGUUUUUGUGUGUGAAAUAAA